Molecule: messenger RNA, 912 nt
Organism: Alternaria ethzedia
Lineage: Eukaryota; Fungi; Ascomycota; Dothideomycetes; Pleosporales; Pleosporaceae
Exons: 2
Coding region: 1-912 (303 amino acids)
Source: RefSeq, a predicted model, not a curated record
AUGUCGACAAUCGAUUCUUACCUCAAGGCCUUGCUGGCGCUUUCCGGCAACGAGCAGCUUGCCACACCCCGCCAACAUCUACUCCAAGGCAUCAAUGACGACGACCUUUCGGAACUCCUGAAGAAGGUCGUGGGAAGAGAGUUCGCCCGCGGCGGCUUGGAGGACAUCGUUUCAGUCAUCUUGGACGUCAUCGCUAGGGACCCGGCUUCAGUCAACGGUGACGGUGGCUGUGUCGCGACGGCUAGCGUCAAGAGUGAGCAACCGCACGGAGAUGACAUCCAGCAGCCAUCAGCAGAGGAUGAGAUCAUCACGAUCAACAAUGAUCCUGGAACAGGCCAACCAGCAGUAGAGAAGCGACCGACUACGUCGUCUUCCGGCACCCAGAUUCGCAAGCGAUCCAGGCCCAAUAAGACUCCUGUAGCCGCCACACAAGCACCAUCCGCCAGAAAGGUGACGCUUCGGUGCUCGACGGAGCAGGUGAUAGACGACAAGACCGUUCCACCUAUCGAGAUUGUCUACUACAAGGGAUGGGAUUACGAUGAUAUGAAAAAGAGGAUCUACCUUCCAUUCGUCCCUGAAAGCAACUUGGGUGCUCUGAUCAUUCAAAAGUUCGACAAGGACUUUCUCUCCACUGAUCGCCACGUGUCAGAAUGGGGCAAGCUAUUGAGACUGCGAGACAGGAGAAUCGAUAAGCGUUGUUGCGUCAACUUUCAGGUCGCUCAGAGGAGUGAUAUGGCAAUUGGGGCAACCCGUGAAACAGAGCAAGCGUGUAGACGCUGCGUCGAUUUGAAGCGUUUGUGCGCUCGGCUGCUCAUGAUCGAUGGAGUUAUCAAGCUCGUCUUCCUGCCCUUGCCUUACGACGCGCUACAUGAUGUAGAUGCAGACGACAUGGAGUAUUGGGUUAGUUCAUAG